AUGCCCUCCUCUGCCGCGGCCAGGAUGGGGCUGAGGGCGGCUCGGACAGGUUUUGUGGUCCUGGUGCUGCUCCAGAGCUGUGCUGCAUACAAGCUGAUCUGCUACUACACCAGCUGGUCCCAGUACCGGGAGGGUGAUGGGAGCUGCUUCCCAGAUGCCAUCGACCCCUUGCUGUGCACCCACAUCAUCUACAGCUUUGCCAACAUAAGCAACAAUGAGAUCGACACCUGGGAGUGGAAUGAUGUGACGCUCUAUGACACGCUGAACACACUCAAGAACAGGAACCCCAACCUGAAGACCCUCCUAUCUGUUGGAGGCUGGAGCUUCGGUCCUCAAAGAUUUUCCAAAAUAGCUUCCAAGACCCAGAGUCGCAGGACUUUCAUCAAGUCAGUGCCACCAUUUCUGCGGACCCAUGGCUUUGAUGGACUGGAUCUAGCAUGGCUCUACCCUGGGUGGAGAGACAAGCGGCAUCUCACUGCUCUGAUCAAGGAAAUGAAGGCUGAGUUUGUAAGGGAAGCCCAAGCAGGCACAGAGCAGCUCCUGCUCAGCGCAGCCGUGCCUGCAGGGAAGAUUGCUAUUGACAGAGGCUAUGACAUCGCCCAGAUAUCCCGACACCUGGACUUCAUCAGCCUUUUGACCUAUGACUUUCACGGAGCCUGGCGUCAGACAGUAGGACAUCACAGCCCCCUGUUUCGAGGCCAGGAAGAUGCACGUUCUGACAGAUUCAGUAAUGCUGACUACGCUGUGAGCUACAUGCUGAGGCUGGGGGCUCCAGCCAAUAAGCUGGUGAUGGGUAUCCCUACUUUUGGGAGGAGCUUCACUCUGGCCUCUUCCAAGACAGAUGUGGGAGCCCCCAUCUCAGGGCCAGGAAUACCAGGCCAGUUCACUAAGGAGAAAGGGAUCCUUGCCUAUUAUGAGAUCUGUGACUUCCUCCACGGAGCCACUGUCCAUAGAUUUCGUGACCAGCAGGUCCCUUAUGCCACCAAGGGCAACCAGUGGGUAGCGUAUGACGACCAGGAGAGCGUGAAAAACAAGGCGCGGUACCUGAGGAACAGGCAGCUGGCUGGCGCCAUGGUGUGGGCCCUGGACUUGGACGACUUCCGGGGCACCUUCUGUGGGCAGAACCUGCCCUUUCCUCUCGCGAGUGCCAUCAAGGAUGUGCUUGCUGGGGUGUAG
This is a messenger RNA of Rangifer tarandus platyrhynchus (Svalbard reindeer), 1176 nucleotides long. The record is from the annotation of a GenBank genome assembly. NCBI's taxonomy places the organism in Eukaryota, Metazoa, Chordata, Mammalia, Artiodactyla, Cervidae.